This is a messenger RNA of Penicillium canariense, 447 nucleotides long. RefSeq names its product DUF4334 domain-containing protein. The transcript is spliced from 3 exons. The record is from RefSeq and is a predicted model, not a curated record. Bases 1 to 447 code for a protein of 148 amino acids. NCBI's taxonomy places the organism in Eukaryota, Fungi, Ascomycota, Eurotiomycetes, Eurotiales, Aspergillaceae.
AUGUCCCUUACGCCGGAACAGGAAUACCAAGAGCUAGUCCAGCGCACCGAUCUUUCCUGCGAUGAGGUCCUCGCUGUCUUCGAUAAACUAAAGCCCGUCGAGCCCGAGCAAUUCAUCGGAACUUGGAUUGGCGCUAACGUUAACACAAACCAUCCGACCGAGGAGAAGCUCACUAAGAUGCGCUGGGCCGGGAAGACUUUCCGGUCCGCUGAGGAUGUGGAUCCUAUUAUGGUCUAUAAGGAGGAUGGGUCACGGGCCUGGAAUGAGGACUGGGGCCAUGCUCGACUCCGCCAGAUUGAGUUCCGUGGCGUUGUCUCCACCGCGAUGGUUUAUGACGACUUCCCCAUCAUUGACUACUUCAGAUACGUGAACGAUAACCUGCUCGCUGGUGCAAUGGACUCAAAAACGACCCAGGCGGGGCCGUAUUAUUUCUAUCUGUACAAAUAA